Striga hermonthica is the source of this 539-nucleotide messenger RNA. The record is from the annotation of a GenBank genome assembly. NCBI's taxonomy places the organism in Eukaryota, Viridiplantae, Streptophyta, Magnoliopsida, Lamiales, Orobanchaceae.
UUCCUCAGGUUUCAUGUCAGUAUUUAUCGGCCAUUUUUGGCUACUCGUCAAGAGAUUUGUGUGCCUCAGUAAUUAGUCAGAGUAUCAUCAUGUGUUCAAUAAUUUUGAACUUUCUCAAUGUUCAAAUGCCGCCACGUAGAGAACCCGAUCAUCCAGUUCCUACUCAGGCUUCAGUGGUCGCGCAGUUCCGCGACUAUCAUGCCGAAAAGUUCUCAGGGCAGGGAGAUCCUCGCAUAGUUGACGAGUGGAUUCAGGGCUUGGAGUUUAUCUUCGAGGUCAUGGAGUGCCCUGAGAUAUAUCGCGUCCUUUGCGCUCAGCUUCAGCUCACCGGUGAUGCCAGGCUCUGGUGGAACGCUUACUGGAGCAUGCGUCCCGGCGAAAAGGCGGGUUGUACGUGGGAGAUGUUCAAGGAAUUAAUCCGCGAGAAGUAUUACCCCACCUACUACCGAGCCGAGAUGGAGCGUCAGUUUCUAUCGCUCCAGCAGGGUACUCGCACUGUCGACGAGUACGAGAGGGAAUUCACGAGACUUACAGCUUUU